UGUUUUGGCCGUGAGGCUGUAGUCGCGUUCGCCUACUGAGGGUGGAGACGUGCGAGCUGAGGCAGCCUGCAAGUCCAGUCGGACACCAUGACGGACAGCCGGGAUCCAGCCAGCGACCAGAUGAAGCUCUGGAAGGAGCAGCGGGCCUCGCAGAAACCUGAUGUCCUGACCACUGGAGCUGGUAACCCAGUAGGGGAUAAACUUAACAUUAUGACAGUAGGACCCCGGGGGCCCCUUCUUGUUCAGGAUGUGGUUUUUACUGAUGAAAUGGCUCACUUUGACCGAGAGAGAAUUCCCGAGAGAGUCGUGCAUGCUAAAGGAGCAGGGGCCUUUGGCUACUUCGAGGUCACUCACGACAUUACCAAAUACUCCAAGGCAAAGGUCUUUGAGCAUAUUGGAAAGAGGACUCCCAUAGCGGUGCGGUUCUCCACUGUUGCUGGAGAAUCGGGCUCAGCUGACACAGUUCGUGACCCUCGUGGGUUUGCAGUGAAAUUUUACACAGAAGAUGGUAACUGGGAUCUCGUUGGGAAUAACACACCCAUUUUCUUCAUCAGGGAUGCCAUAUUGUUCCCGUCCUUUAUCCAUAGCCAAAAGAGAAACCCUCAAACGCACUUGAAGGAUCCGGACAUGGUCUGGGACUUCUGGAGCUUGCGUCCUGAGUCUCUGCAUCAGGUUUCUUUCUUGUUCAGUGAUCGAGGGAUUCCUGAUGGCCAUCGGCACAUGAAUGGAUAUGGAUCGCAUACUUUCAAACUGGUUAAUGCGAAUGGAGAGGCAGUUUAUUGCAAAUUCCAUUAUAAGACUGACCAGGGCAUCAAAAACCUUUCUGUUGAAGAUGCCGCAAGACUUUCCCAGGAAGAUCCUGAUUAUGGCAUCCGGGAUCUCUUCAACGCCAUCGCCACUAGCAACUACCCCUCUUGGACUUUUUACAUGCAGGUCAUGACAUUUCAACAGGCCGAAACUUUUCCAUUUAAUCCAUUUGAUGUCACCAAGGUUUGGCCUCAUAAUGACUAUCCUCUUAUCCCAGUUGGUAAACUGGUCUUAAACCGGAACCCGGUCAAUUACUUUGCUGAAGUUGAACAGUUGGCCUUUGACCCAAGCAACAUGCCUCCUGGCAUUGAACCUAGCCCUGACAAGAUGCUUCAGGGCCGCCUUUUUGCCUAUCCUGACACUCACCGCCACCGCCUGGGACCGAACUAUCUUCAGAUACCUGUGAACUGUCCCUUCCGUGCUCGGGUGGCCAACUACCAGCGUGACGGCCCUAUGUGUUUUCUCGACAAUCAAGGCGGUGCUCCAAAUUACUACCCCAACAGCUUUAGUGCCCCAGAACAACAGCAUGCUGCCCUGGAGCACAGCACCCGAAGUUACGGGGACGUGCAGCUGCAGCGUUUCAACAGUGCCAACGAUGAUAACGUCACUCAGGUGCGAACGUUCUAUACCACUGUGCUGAAUGAAGAGCAGAGGAUCCGUCUAUGUGAGAACAUUGCUGGCCAUCUGAAAGACGCACAACUUUUCAUCCAGAAGAAAGCUGUCAAGAACUUCAGUGACGUCCAUCCUGACUAUGGGGCUCGGGUCCAGGCUCUCCUGGACAAAUACAACGCGGAGAAACCUAAGAACGCGAUUCACACCUAUAUGCAGCAUGGAUCUCACUUGGCUGCGAAGGAGAAGGCCAAUCUGUGAGGCUCGGGCCCCGGAGAAGCAAAGCCUACCGUGUACACGCACAACCCACUCAUCUCUGGAUAGAAGACUCUCCUGAGCUACUUGGCAAAUAUAAGCUAAUGUCUUUAAAGUUAUGAUCCAGGUUUCUAUAGCAAAUAAUCCACUAAUGGCUUUUAAUACUGUCUUCCUAGGGGACAAUGAAAGGGCUUUAACGAUCAUUUCAAAGAAACAUGUAUUUGCUUUUGACAGUUGGUUGGAUUAUUCAGUUAAAAGGAUGAGGAGGAAAUUUUCUAGCAGAAAUACGAUUUGGAAAGAAAACAUCUUGGUGAAAUGGGUAUGUUUAUGUAUUGCGUAUUACAUAAAAUCAUGACUGUAAUUAUACAAAAAGAAAAGAUAAAAUGAUCCACCCAGAAAUUUUAUUUUUCUAAGUUCCUUAUAAGAAAAACACAUUAAUGCAUCCUUUUCUUCUGAGAAUAACAUUAGCACCAUCAUGGCUUAAUGCCCUUUAUUCCUGCUUGGAAUUUAUCAGAUGCAUCAUUUCUUUCUCUUGGAAUUACAUUUAUGCUAAUGUAGCACUGAAUUGCAACAGACUGAUUUGUAAAUGCUUACAUUUUUACAAUAAAAUAACCCAUACUUAACAAUAGAAGAAAUGGUAUUUGAUUUCUUUCUGCUCCAUAUAUAACUUGGAAUGAGCCACUGUGGACAUUACCUGUUUUCAGAUGCUUACUCUUAAAAAUAAAGUACCAAUAUUGUGAGAA
Molecule: messenger RNA, 2414 nt
Organism: Choloepus didactylus (southern two-toed sloth)
Lineage: Eukaryota; Metazoa; Chordata; Mammalia; Pilosa; Megalonychidae
Gene: CAT
Product: catalase
Exons: 13
Coding region: 88-1677 (529 amino acids)
Biological process (GO): hydrogen peroxide catabolic process; response to hydrogen peroxide
Cellular component (GO): peroxisome; cytoplasm; mitochondrion
Molecular function (GO): heme binding; catalase activity
Source: RefSeq, a predicted model, not a curated record